GUUUCUUUAGAAACUUACCCCCUUUAUAAAUUAAAAUUCAACCGAGGGAGUUUUAAUUUCCUGAAUGUCCUCCGCCUGAACAAUUAAUAUCCGGUGAUUUUAAGUGCAACUGGCAAAAUUGGCAUAAUCUUUUGUGAUGAAUGCGCGUCUACGAAUAGAAAGUUUACUGAAUCGAGGCCAGGACAACUUAACGUAAUGGUCAGAAAAGUGGAAUUUGCCCAAGUACAAAAACUGGUGUCUGAUUAUUGUCGUAAGCUGUCACGGAUUCUCUCUUGAACAAAUUACCUAUAGACUACUAAAUUGGGCUUGUAGUUAAAACAACUCUAAGUAAACAAAAAGCGAAACCUUGAUUGCUUUAUCUGUAAUUGGGUGCCCCUUUAAAACACGCGUUUCCCCUUUCUCGAUGCAAACUAAGGCGGAAUCAAUUGAAAUGAAUCACCUUCACGUCCAGAUCAAAACUGUAACAUAGAAAAAAAUAUAUGGCGUCAAUAUUCAACCACACUGACUUCUGGCACUUAAGCGGCAACGCUGCAGCAAACAUACUUCUCAAGAAUCAACAGAAUUUAGUAGUUAUUUUGGCUUGGAUUCAAGGUAUCAUUUUAUGCGCAAUGUCGCCUCUAAUCACCUUUGGGAAUGCGUUUGUGGUCUUUGCAGUAUGGAAAGAUCCAUUGAGAAAGUUGCGCUCAUCACCUUCGAAUUUCAUUCUUCAAUCGAUGGCUGUCGCCGACUUAUUUGUUGGUUUGGUUUUGUCCCCGCUCAACGCAUACUGGAUUUUGACAAUAGCCGUCGAUAAAAAGCUCGCGUUUCCAUUACACGUAACAAAUUCCCUUGGAACUACCCUAGUCGGAGCAUCGCUGGCACAUCUUAUGCUUUUGUCGAUGGACAGGUUUUGCGCAGUUGUAACGCCUCUGAGGUACAAAGCCAUCAUUACCUGUCGACGUGUCAACCAGGCAUUGUUUCUUGUGUGGUGUUACUUUAUCUGCUUUGGAAUCGCAGCCUUCUUGUUUGAAAACAAGUUCUUCAUAAUAAGCCUUGUAUUUGGGAUUCAAAUGGUAGUCCUUCUAAAUAUCACUUUUGAUCUAUACAUUUUUAUUCUGUAUCAACUUUAUAAAUACAACAAACUGUGGAAAAGGAGGAUCAUGGGCAACAGCGUACGAGUCUGUCAUAGAAGUUUCACCGAUAAAGAAAUGAAUCUUGCGAAAAGAUUAAUGAUUGUAAUUGCUGCAUCGCUGUUCGUCAUAACCCCAUUUUGUGUGUUGACAGGCUUAGUGUAUUUCUGUAUCCCUUGUUACUCUGAACCAAAGGUGUUAAUCUCGGCGAUGGUAUUGGAGUCAACAUUUACUUAUUUGAACUCUGUUAUGAAUCCCUUUAUGUUUUGUUGGCGACUCGAGAAGUACAAGCAAGUGUGGAAAUGUUUUGUUGAAAGGAUUUUUCAGGGUUGCACUAAGAUCAAGAAAAGAUUCAAACGGAACCAGAGCUUCGAUACAAAAUUGUAGCGAGGUAGAAUAAGCAAUAACUGACCAAAAGCUGGGAACUGUCCUCCAG
Messenger RNA from Stylophora pistillata, 1545 nucleotides. RefSeq names its product adenosine receptor A2a. The record is from RefSeq and is a predicted model, not a curated record. Gene Ontology annotation, molecular function: G protein-coupled receptor activity. Gene Ontology annotation, biological process: G protein-coupled receptor signaling pathway. Gene Ontology annotation, cellular component: plasma membrane. NCBI's taxonomy places the organism in Eukaryota, Metazoa, Cnidaria, Anthozoa, Scleractinia, Pocilloporidae.